Molecule: messenger RNA, 5122 nt
Organism: Daucus carota subsp. sativus
Lineage: Eukaryota; Viridiplantae; Streptophyta; Magnoliopsida; Apiales; Apiaceae
Exons: 8
Coding region: 282-4865 (1527 amino acids)
Source: RefSeq, a predicted model, not a curated record
UUAUGGCCACGGUAAGGAGGAUUGUUUGAACAAUAGGAUACUAAUUACAUCUACAAGACUCCUAUAUAUAUCGUCACUAUCCCUCAGCCUUUUCACACAACACAAGCAGCAAAAAAUUCCCAGUUGUUAAUUCUCGCUUCUUGUCUUGCUUAGCUCUCAUUCCCAAUUAUUAAACCCUAAUUGCAGUUUUAAUUUGGUGCACUCUUUGAUUUUGAUCAGGGGCUCUGUUGCUGAUCACAAGGAGUCAGAACUGUGUGAUCGUGUUGUAAUUGUGGGUUUAAAUGAUGGCUGGUACUGGGGAUGAUAUGGUGGGUUUAAAGGGCUUAACGGGUGGUGUGGAAUUGAGUUCACACCAGGAUCUGACCCAAGUCGGUGGAGAUUUUGGUGGGACCAAGAUUGACUUUGUGGACUGUAAAGGGAAUGGCAAUGCGUGUGGUGGUGAUGGUGGUUCGUAUGUUUUUGUCAGUAAGGUAAAUGGCGGUGGUGAUCCUGUUGGUGGUGGGGAUUGUAAUGUGGAGGUGAAAGAGGGGGUGUUUUUGAAGGAUGGUGAUGGGAGAGUGGGGAAUGGGGGAGUGGUUGUUGGGAUUGGGGGAGAUGACGUAGAGUUUGCGGGAAAGGGGAAUGAUCAUGUGUUGGCUGCGGUGAUGGAUAAAGGUGGGGCUUUGCAUGGUGAAUUGGUUGUUGAGAAUGGAGGUGUCGGUGUAGUAGGCGAUGGACAGGCUGAUUGUGAGGUGAAGGUUGAGGAUCAAGGAGGCUUGAAGGAUGAGAGUGGUGUCGGGCUUCAAAAUGGGGAAGUAGUUGUUGGGGAUGGGAGGAAUGGUCGUGAGGUGGAAUUUGGGGAUCAAGUUGGCUUGAAGGAUAAGACUUGUCUUGGGCUUCAAAAUGGGAAAGUAGUUUUUGGGGAUGGGAGGAAUGAUCGUGAGGUGGAAGUUGGCUUGAAGGGUAAGACUUGUGUCGAGCUUCAAAAUGGGGAAGUAGUUGCUGGGGAUGGGAGGAAUGAUCGUGAGGUGGAAGUUGAGAAUCAAGUUAGUUUGAAGGAUAAGAGUGUUGUCGGGCUCGAACAUGGGGAAGUAGUUGUUGGAGAUGGGAGGAGUGAUCGUGAGGUGGAAGUUGAGGAUCAAGUUGGCUUGAAGGAUGAGAGCGGUGUCGGGGUAGAAAAUGGGGAAGUAGUUGUUGGAAAUGGGAGGAAUGAUUGUGAGGGGGAAGUUAAGGAUCAAGUUGGCUUGAAGGAUGAGAGUGGUGUAGAAGUUGAAAAUAGGGAAGGGGUUGUUGGGGUUGGGGAUAAUGAUCAAGAUUAUUUGAAAGAGGAGAAUAAUUGUGGGUUAUCGACGGUGACUGAUAAAGAUGUGGCUUUGCAUGGUGAAUUGUUUGCUGAGACUGGAAGUAUAGGUGAGGUAGAGGAUGGCCAGCCUGCUUGUGAGGUUAAGGCUGAGGAUCAAGCUGACUUUGAGUCUACUACUGAGCCGAUAGAGAAUCAAGAGUCUCUGACUGACACUGAUAGAGAGUUUGGAGAGAGGAAGGGGGAAGUGAUUGGAUUAGUAUUGGCUCGUGAAUUACCUGAGAACAGCGUUAAGUCUGUGGAGCAAAAUGUUGUACUGCCAUCUGCAGAUAUAGGAGAGAAUAAGAAAUCUGAAGCUGUUGUUUUUUGGGCUGAUGGAUGUGAAUUGGCGAAGGUUGAGCAUGAAUAUGAGGUUGAUGUUGGGGAAGGACAGAUGAAGCGAACUGAGAAAAAGUUACCAGAGGAAAGUUUGGAACCUCAAAUUAGUGUCACAAGUUCUGUUGAUUGUGUGUCCUCUGAUGUUGGAAAAGAUCAGGCCAAGUUAGAGCAAAUCAAUUAUCUGGCUAAUGAUGUAGAGCUACGAGAGGGCAAGGUUACGGUGAUGAAAUCUGCAGAGGAUGAUGAAAUAUCUGAUAACUGUGCAAGGGCUGUGCAGCAAGAUGUCAUAGUCUCGCCUGCAGUUAUUGGUCAGAAAUCCGACACUGUUGUUCUGGAUGCUGUUGGAUGUAAACCGCCGAAGGUCGAGUCUGGGACUGAAUUUGGCAGUGUUGAUAGAAAGCCUGAGGAGCAAGCUGAGUUAGAAUCAGGAGAAGACAAUUUGAGAUCGCAAAUGAGGAUCACAGAAUCUGUUGAUUGUUUGUUCAAUGAACUUGAGGAUGGCGACAAGUUUAAAACUGAGAAGGAUCUGGAUUGGGAUAUUGAGGGAGGAAUUCAGUUGAAUAAUGAUAUUAAUGCAGUAGCUAAUAAAGGAAUAUCCAUGGCUUCUGCAGAUGAUUACGAAGGUUCGAGAGAAAGCAUUGACGAGAGCCAAACUGUCAACAAACUAGAUUCAACUCCUUCAAAUGCUGGAAGCAUUUCUUCAAUAGAAAAGGUGCCAGUGAACUGUGGUGAAGGCAUUAAUGCUGGUACAAACGAUGGUGCGACGGUAGAACUUGAGCCAUCCGGAUUUAUCCAGGUGACGAAUGGUGAUGGGACAAUGACAAAUGAAUCUCUCACCUUACAGACAAAUCUCGAUAAACAGAUAGGCAGUUGUGCAAAUUCACUUGAGCUGAACAGAAAUUCUGAUGAUGCUCAAUGCAAUGGUAUGGUAAUGCAAGCUCAAGGUGAUGGAGGCUUCCAGUCUGAUUCCAAUGGCAGUGCAGGAGGACCAGAAGUUGGAAAUCUGGCUUUUCCAGUCACUGAAAAGAAGUCUGAAUUGGAAACUAAGAAUCUUGACUCAGAAGAUGUGAAGACCGGCUCUGCUACGACUGGAACACAUUCUGAUAUUUCUGAUUGUGUUUCUAGUCGCCAUUCUAAUGAUGGGAUAUCUGCGAUGAAGAUUGAAUUUGGUACUUUUGAUUCAGCAGAAUUACUUUCCAAAUCAAGCGAUGUGGAUGUGCUUUCCAAAUCCCAAAUCUCAGAUGGUGAAAGUGAAAAUACUGGGAGGGCGGACUUAACAAUGAAUUCUGGGUCUGAUAGUUAUGUGGAUAUGAAUUUUAAAACUGGCGUUCAGUACCAUUCUGAUGUGCCUGCUAAAGAUGCAACUGUAGCUGAAUCUAAAGUUCCAAGUGGACCAGUUAAUGUUGGACCUGCUCCUUUGCUGGACUCUUCAAGUAGUGAUUCUGUAAAUGGACAAAAUUUGGGUUUUGUGGCCAAGGCAAAGCCAUUCCAAUUUCUUGUCAGACUUCCCAGAUUUGAUGAUGAUAAGCUUCGACAACAAAUAAAAGAUGCUCAGCUGUUGGUUGAUGAGAAGACAAGUAAAAGAGAUGAUAUACGACGUGAAAUUGAUAUGAAAAAGGCCAAGCUCCAAUCAAUUAAUUAUAAAUAUGAAGCUACUAAAUCAGAUGAGAGAGCUGCAAGGAGAUCAGUUAAGCUCAAAAGACAGGAAAUAGAUUCCAUUCAAGAUGAUAUAAAUAGAGUGAAGAACUCGAUUUCAGUCAUAGAUAUUACUAACAGGAUAGCGCAUAUGGAACACAUGAUAGAGCAUGAGACCAAUCCCUUGAAGGAGGAAAAGCAGUUGCUACGUGAAAUUAAUACAUUGAGAAAGCUACGAGAUCAAAUUUCUUCCAAUGUCUGUCCCGCGGACGAAGUUAACCAAGCUUUUGGUCAGAUAGAACCCAUGGAAAUGCAGCUAAAGACUUUGAAGAGGGAUCUAAGUGAUCUGAAGGCCAAGGUUUCUGAUGCUGAAGCUGCUGUCAUACUGUUAGGAAAGGAGUAUAAUGGUGAAAGUAUAAGGCUAAAAGAAUUGCAGGCUCAGUUCAGAGCUGUCAAUGAUGUUCGGCAAGACGCAUACAAAUAUUUCUCUAGUUUGAAAAGGCAGCUGCAUGAGAAGAGCAAGAAUUUCUGGAUGUACAAGGAUGAAGCAAAGGCAGCUAAUGAUUAUGCACUGAGUGGAAAUAAAGAGGCACUUUAUCGUCUUUGCUCUAAUCAGGUGGAGACUUUCAUGGACCUUUGGAACAAGAAUGAUAAAUUCCGGGAAGACUAUGUUAGAUGCAACAACAGAAGCACAUUGAGGAGACUAAAGACAUUAGAUGGCCGUUCACUUGGAAUUGAUGAGGAGGCACCUGUAAUUCCUAUGUAUGUGGGUGAAAAGGAGGAAAUGCAACAGUCUACUCCACUGGGAACAACCUAUCCAUCACUGGCUACAAAUCUGAAACAAGAAAAUUCAAUGAAACCUGUUAAAAGUGAACAAGUAGAUGGGAAGGCCAGGGUUGUGGCAGAACCUAAAAACAAGAUUUUAAAAGACAAAACAUCUGUCAAACCUAUUUCUGGGUCUGGGAGUGUGUUAAAUAUUGUUUCUGACUACCUGGAAGAUGUUAAGACAAAGGAGGAAGUGAAACAGCAAACCGAGGAAGAGCUGGAAUUGGCAAGGAAAGCUGAGAUGGUGAGAGAAGAAGAGAUCGCUGCGAAGUUGAAAGAGAAAAUUCGACAGGAGGAGAGAGCGAAAGCUCAGGAGGCACUCGAGCGGAAAAAGAGAAAUGCAGAGAAAGCCCAGAUGAGGGCCAUGUUACGGGCUCAAAAGGAAGCAGAACAGAAAGAAAAGGAUAAAGAGAAGCGCCAAAGAAAAAAGGAAAAGAAAAACACCGAUGGAGAAACUGGUCUUGAAGUCCAGACAGAGUCUAUUAAGGAAGAGAGGACAGACAGUCCCGGGACACAGCCUAAGAAAUCUUCCCAAGUUAACAAGUACAGCAAACCAAAACCUGCUGCUAUUCCCCCAGCUCUUCGCAACAGGGGGAAGAGACACUACUGUAAACAAUUGAUGUGGUGGAUACUUGCAAUCCUGAUUGUUCUUUUCAUGUUCCUGGUGGCUAAUGGUAGUACUCAGCGCAAGGCGAAACCUGUAACCAGAGGUGACAGAUUUCCCGGCGACCAGUGGCAACCUAUUUGACAAUCUUUGACAACCGGGAAAACUUGGCAAUGGAAUUCCUUUGCAUAUUUUCCCAGCAUUUCACAUUGAAAGUUGCAACUGUUUUCAUGGACUCAUUUGGGCAUUUUAUGUGAUUUUCCUUCCGUCAGUUUUUACAUAUAGAUUAUAUAAAUGUUAUCUAAUAGGCUAUUUGAACAAUAGGAUUUUAAUAAUUUUCAAUAUCUGCUAUAUAUAUAUAUAUAUUUAAAGCACAGCUAUGCUGGUUAAUGUUUCUUGAA